Molecule: messenger RNA, 1290 nt
Organism: Trichomonas vaginalis G3
Lineage: Eukaryota; Parabasalia; Trichomonadida; Trichomonadidae
Product: regulation of choline O-acetyltransferase protein
Exons: 1
Coding region: 1-1290 (429 amino acids)
Biological process (GO): proteolysis; cell adhesion
Cellular component (GO): membrane; cytoplasm
Molecular function (GO): metalloendopeptidase activity
Source: RefSeq, a predicted model, not a curated record
AUGGAUGGAACUCCAUCUCAUGGAAUGUUAAUAUUGUCUGCAAGCUAUGUAAACAGUGUACCAGCAUCCGAUGUCAAUUCUACGGACAGAAGACUGUUUAAUACAAUUAUUCACGAAACUUUCCAUAUUUUAGGAUUACACAAGGGAUACCUUCCAGAUUGGAUUAAUCCAGCCACCAACGAAACAUACGGUAACGUCUCAAAGAUGACAGAACUAUCACAAAUUCCAGAAUAUGGAGCUAAACAAUUCACUUUAUUGACUACUCCCAAGGCUCUGGAAGUCAUUAAGAAGCGCUUCAAUCCUCCGGAAGACGAACCAGCUACUGGAAUUGAGCUAGAAGAUGGCGGAGAAUCGUCAAGAUUUAGUCAUACAGAAGCACGUGUUUUUUAUGGCGAUAUAAUGAUGGGAUAUAGCAAUUUCAACUUAGCUAUAUCAGAAAUUACCCUCGCUAUGCUUGAAGAUACCGGAUUUUACAAAGUCGACUACAAUUACUCAGAACCUCUUGCCUGGGGUGAUCACAAGUUCUUCAAUGGAGUAAUUACAGACGAAUUCCUGUUUGACGAACCUUCAAGAUUCCCUCAAAACUACCUUUGUAAUGAUAAUGAUGCAAUAACUCAGGCCACAGUAGGAAAUGACUACAGAAUCUGUUCAUUUGACUAUAUCGGACUUGCCAGAUGUAAUAUCCAGAGGUCAAUUGAUUGUACAAGUUCAGAUCAGACCGUUGAUGAAAAAUAUUACUGCGACAGUCGCGAAUUUUUCAAUCCAAACAACAACACAUACACAGGUACUGAUAGAAUUGUUGAUUGGAUCCCUGCAAAAGAGACUCUAUCCCUUUGCCAACCAAAUCAAAGAUGUGCAAUGAUCGGAACACCACAAUCAAACACAGGAAAGUGCGUAAACCUUGUUUCUCAUGACAGCACAUCAUAUAAGAUAGAAGAUAAUGACCAAACAGCAACUUGUACAAAAGAAGGUGAAUUUGUACAGUUAGGUGACCAACAAGUAAAAUGCGAACACAUAUUCGCUUAUCCAAAUGUAGAGAACUACUACAAGACCACAAAAUCUCAAAUGGACGGAGGAUUUAUUCAUAGAGAGCCUCCACAAACUCCACAAAUUGAACCAACGCCUGACAAUAGUAAUAAGAAGCUUCUCAUGAAGAUUCUCAUACCUAUUGGCGUUAUUCUUUUACUUAUUGUCAUUGCUGUUUUGAUUAUCGUCUGUGUCAUUCAGAAGAAGAAGGCAAGUCCAGAGGUGUCAGAUGCAAACAAUAAAGAAGAUCCAAUUUUGGUAUAA